GUGGAGCACCCAAGAUCCAGGCCUGGCCCUGGCGACAGCUCCAGUUCCAACGUCGAGGAAUAGGGAAAAAAAGGCAAAAAAAAAAAAGGCGCACAUCUCAGGAGUCCAUUGCCGAAGUAAAUGCCAUGGCCGCCCCUGGCCGCGUGGCAUGCCGUGCGGCUUUGAGCCCCAUGCGACGACGCGCGGAAAUCCCUGCCCCGCAGCCUGUCCAACUCUGCCCGCUCGCCGCCGCCCACCACGGGUGCUAGAACAGUGACCCCGGUCAGUCCCUGUGCCGCGGGCGGGCGCCGGGCGCCGCGGAGGGCGUCGUGCAAGGCUCGCCGGGGCGCUGCGGGGCGCUGCGAGCACUGUAAGCACCAGGAGCGCUGAAAGGAGCAAUCCCCCGAGUUCCCUUGCUUCCAUUGGCCCUUCUUCUCCGGGCCCAACGACGACGCACCAGCCCCUGGGGCUCGGACUCAGAUGCAAGGUUCCUGAAGGAGACGAUGGCCUGGUGGGCCAAUUAAGGUCACACUGUGAGGCCCUGAGGACCCGGUCAGGUGGGAAUGCCAUCUCACCGCAAGAGAUGCAUAUGUGUGUGAUGGAUGAUGGCGUUUGAUUCGACGUCGACCUUGGCGACGUGCCAUCUGGAUGGGAAAGAUCUGCCGAGUCAAGCAGCUGCGUCCAGCUAGACCGCUCAUCCAUGGCCGCACGACCUCUUUCAACGAACACCCCCACCAGACAGUGAAGGGUCCUGAGCGAUGUCACCAUGAUAAGCCAGUUCCAUGGCCACUAGAGGUCCCCGGGAGAUGGGAUGGGAUGUAUAUAAGUAUCCUUGGGAUGGCUGUCCAAACAAGCUCGAGAGAUGGCUAUCUGGUCACUGCUCCAAGCAUCCGCAUUGCUCUGGCCAAUGCGUUGGGACUAGCAGCAGCAGUUUCCAGCUCCCCGGACUCGUCCACGUUGACGUGGAUACUCUUUUCUUCAGUUGUGUUUCAAACCGUCCCGCCUUGACUUGGGCAAGCAUAAACAACAACAAAAACAAGACACGGCCACACAAACAGACCUCUCCGCACAAAACCAUACAACAUGGCCAACAAUCGUGACCACGAGGAGGAGGUGCCCGGCACCGUCCGCCUCAUCGACAUCAACGGGUCCAGCGAGGGGGCCCACGACAAGUCCAAUGCGGAGAUCGUCCUGGUGCCCCGGCCCAGCGCCGACCCCAACGACCCCCUGAACUGGUCCGACAGGCGCAAGCUGGUGACGGUCAGCAUGGCCUACCUCUACAUCAUCGGCACCGGCAUCGCCACGUCGCUGCAGUACUCGGUGCUGGCCGACAUCACGCGUGACACGGGCAUCUCGACGGCCGAGCUGGUCCAGGGCACGGGUCUCAUGUUUCUCUUCUUCGGCUGGGCCUGUCUGAUCUGGCAGCCCAUCGCGCUGACCUACGGCCGCCGCGGCGUCUUCCUCGUCACCAUGCUCCUGACGGUCGCCAUGAUGGAGUGGACGGCCCGGUCGUCGACGGCCCAGGACUGGAUGGCGCACCGCAUCCUCAUCGGCGUCAUCGUCUCGCCCAUCGAGUCGCUGUGCGAGGUCACCGUCUUCGACAUGUACUUUGCCCACAACCGCGGCACCUACAUGGGCCUGUACGUCUUCAUCCUGUUCGGCUCCAACUUCCUGGCGCCCCUGGUCGCCGGCUGGUUCAACGACGCCUACGGCUGGCGCUGGACCAUGCACCUCGGCAGCAUCAUCUGUGCCGUCUGCUUCGUCGUCAUGUUCCUCUUCAUGGAGGAGACCAUCUACUUCCGCUCCGACGACUACAUCGCCAGCGACCAGAGCUCCGUCGUCGACCUGGCCAACGAGAAGGAGAAGGAGGCCGGCGCCGUCAAGGCCUCCGAGGUUCCCCCCAGUGCCACCACCGGCUCGACCUCGCCGCCCAACAUCAACGCCGGCCUGGGCAAGUACACCUUCUUCAAGGCCCUGCCCGGCCGCCCCAGCAACGUCGAGAUGCUCAAGAUGGUCUACCGCCCCGUCGUCAUGAUCGUCAAGCUCCCCACCGUCGCCUGGUCCGGCUUCCUGUACGGCAUCAACCUGUCGUGGUACAUGGUCCUCAACGGCACCGUCAGCCCCGUCCUGUCGGCCCCGCCCUACAACUUCUCGGCCGCCCUCGUCGGCUCCGUCUACGCGGGCCCCAUCAUCGGCGCCGCCGCCGCCUCGCUGUGGUCCGGCAACGCCGCCGACUGGCUCGCCCUCAAGCUGGCCUGGCGCAACGGCGGCGUGCGCGAGCCCGAGCACCGCCUGUGGGUCCUCCUCCUGGCCGCCAUCGUCUCGUCCGCCGGCCUCAUCACCUGGGGCGUCGGCGCCUACCACGGCGUCCACUGGGUCGGCCUCGUCUUCGGCCUGGGCAUGCUCACCUUUGGCGUCGUCACGGGCGGCUCCAUCGCCGUCAGCUACAACGUCGACUGCUUCAAGGAGAUCGCGGGCGAGACCACCGUCUCCGUCAUGCUGAUCCGCAACACCAUCGGCUUCGGCAUCAGCUACGCCAUCACCCCGUGGUGGACCACCCAGGGCCUGCAGAACUGCUUCAUCACCGCCGCCAUGAUCUCCAUCGGCUGCACCAUGACCUUCCUGAUCUUGACCUUUUACGGCAAGCGUAUCCGCAGGUGGUCCAUCCCCGCCUACAAGGCCUUUAUGGCCAGCACCGUGGUGUCGCAGGAGUAAAAAAAAAAAAAAAGGGUUGGGAAAGGACUGCCGGCCAGUUG
Gaeumannomyces tritici R3-111a-1 is the source of this 2735-nucleotide messenger RNA. RefSeq lists its product as hypothetical. The coding region runs from base 1063 to 2694 and encodes 543 amino acids. The record is from RefSeq and is a predicted model, not a curated record. Gene Ontology annotation, molecular function: transmembrane transporter activity. Lineage: Eukaryota; Fungi; Ascomycota; Sordariomycetes; Magnaporthales; Magnaporthaceae. The transcript has a single exon. Gene Ontology annotation, biological process: transmembrane transport.